AAGAUGACCCUGAGCGGCAUCAGGAGGCAGCUCUGGCUUACUAUGCUUCACUUGGGGAAAGAACUCAGACCUCAGCAGACGUUUUUUCUCUUCCCACUGGGGAGCAGAUUAAACUUGAAACUUCGUCUGUUUGCUUUUUCCCCCUGCACCGUGAUGAACCUCAACAUAAGAUACUGGUUUUGGUUAAUCCCCAGGAAACAAAAACAGGUUCAGUCAUUUGGGGAAAGGAUUGUGCUUUUCAUUCUAAACGUCGUUAUUUUUGGAAGAUCGGAGAGAAAUUUGGAUGAUGAUGCCAUGUUUUUUCUACCUCACUCUGCGGAGGAGCAAGCUAAAAUUCUGUGGAGACACGGGGCAGCCGUUGGAUUUUACACAACCAAAAUGAAAGGCAGCUUGUGUGGUGAUGGCACUGGUUCAUGCUACCUGCUGCCUGUCUUUGAUACCGUGUUCAUCAGGAGGCAACACCGUCGCCAAGGCCUGGGGACGUUUAUGCUGCAGGACUUCUGUGAGACGUUCCGAGAGGAUGAGGCCCUGGGGGUCAGUUGCCCCAUUUCUCCUGCCAUGUAUCAAGUCUGCAGGCGGUUCCUGUCGGCCUGUCCAGAGGAGCGAGCGCGCCUGUGGGAGGUGGAGCCCCCCGGGGCCUGGGGCCAGCGCACCAACAUCUGGCUCAAGGUUCAACUUCAGCAAGCAAGACUUCCAGGCUCUCACCCCGGAAAUCCUGAGGAGGACAUGAAUGGUCAGGGGUGGAUUUCUCAAGAGGACGGACCUGGACAGUCCUCCAGUAGAGACGGCAGCAAGGAGAGGGUCCGUGGAGAAGAACUGGAAAACACAGAGAAUGACUGAGAUUGUAGAAUGGAAGAAGCGGGAGCUGGGCUGCCCGUGAGGCCCUCCUGGGCUGAGCUGGAGAGGAAGGGAGCCCAGGGCACUGUGGUGGCCACCAGGCUGGAAGGGGAGUUGGGGUGGAAUCAUGUGCAGCCCAGUCCCUGACUCCUCCUGAGGCCCCGCUGGGCCUUGUCCAGAGGCCUGUCCUGGGCUGAGUGGGAUCGGGGUCUGAGAGCUCACGUGGCCGUGGGCUGGCCUGGCAUUCUUGCUGGACUUUCCUUGGUCACCUCCCAAGAGACAGUGGCUACAAGGCCCUGCCUGCCUCAGGCUUCCGGGGUGAGCUCACGUACUGGAAAGCCUGAGAAAGCGCUUCAUGCUUAAUUAAAGGCCAUUUUUCCAUGUGAAUUGUUGGCAGUUCCAAAAAGGUUUCAGAAACUCAUUUGUUAAACCUACUACGGAUUGUCUUUCUUGGGGUACGUGUAAGACUGCACUGGGACCGCAUGAAUGUCGUCCUGCACGUACCUCUUUCCUCAGUAUAAGGAAGCUCAGCGAGGGCUGCUGUCCCCAUCUGUGCUGCAGAAGGCCUUUCCAGCUCUGUGCACACCGGUCUCGUGGUGACCACCGGGCCACAGACCAGAGAGCUUUCUGGGGAGACACAUUCCUUUUUGAGCUCAUAUCCAGCCUUUGGACAGGAGGGCUCUGAGUGGCUCCAGGUGGGCUCAGCCAUCACCUCAUUUGUAUGGGAAGUUGCUGGAUGGGGACUUGGACUGACGGCCCCGCUAGUAGUUGGUGGCCUUGAGUGGAAAGGCUUGUUGUAGUAAAAGUAACCAAACACA
Molecule: messenger RNA, 1655 nt
Organism: Galeopterus variegatus (Sunda flying lemur)
Lineage: Eukaryota; Metazoa; Chordata; Mammalia; Dermoptera; Cynocephalidae
Gene: FAM169B
Product: family with sequence similarity 169, member B
Exons: 7
Coding region: 4-840 (278 amino acids)
Source: RefSeq, a predicted model, not a curated record